This is a messenger RNA of Dentiscutata erythropus, 993 nucleotides long. The record is from the annotation of a GenBank genome assembly. NCBI's taxonomy places the organism in Eukaryota, Fungi, Glomeromycota, Glomeromycetes, Diversisporales, Gigasporaceae.
AUGAAACUAUAUAACCAACAAUUUUCAAUCCUUUCUACUAACUUUAUAUUAAUAUCACGUAACUCAUUAUCACAACAAAUACGAAUGUACCACGAAUGGGAAGAUUCAAUAUUACUUGAUCCAAAAGGUCCAUACAAUAAAGAUUUACCAAAAUAUAAAAGAGCUGAGGCGCCUUUAGCUUGUGAAUUUAAACAAUUAACCAAACUGGAACAAGAUGUUAUAAUGAAUCCUUACGCGGCAAUAAUAGCAUCACCUAUAAGGCGUUGUUUCUAUCAUGAACGAUGGUUUCCAAAUGCAUAUGAUGAGAAAACGAAGUCUACAUGGUUAGUCCCCGAUUUUGAGGAAUACGGAGGUAUUAAACGACCUGGUAAAGGAAGGUGGUUGAAACUUAAUUCUACUGUUAUACAAAAAGCCACAAAAGAAGGGAAAUACAAAUAUAUAGAUCCUCGUGCAUUCUGGAGACCAGAUAUGCAUGAACAUGUUUGGAAUAUUUUAGUUAUGCGAGCUACUGAUAGGUUACAAAGGUUUUUUAAUUCUGUGGCUACAAAAUCAUUUCCUGCCAAACGUGAUCAAGUUUUAUUACAUGUUCUUGAUGGUACCUCACCUAAAAUAACAAAUAACGAUUAUAACUCAGUUCCUAAGAUUAAAAAUGUGAGUUUAAAUGAAGAUAAUGAGGAUGGAAAUCAAAAGUUUUAUAUAGAUAAUGAAAAUGCUAUAGAUGGAUUACAGUGUGAAGAAAUAAAUUCACAAAUAAAACAGAAGCAACAACCUCAAGUAACAUUUUCACAAAUAUCAUUAAAACCUUUUGGGACAAUAUAUCCUGUAACUUUUCUUGGAAAAAACAACAAAAUGUGUACACAAAAUGUACCAUUUUAUAAUGUCCAAUGUAUUUGGGGUGCCAGAGGUGUUGGAAGAUUUAAAGGGUUUUUGAAAAUUCCUAAAAAUGAAAAUCCAAUGUUGGGAAUGAUAACUCACAGACACACUAAACAAUGA